This is a messenger RNA of Aspergillus saccharolyticus JOP 1030-1, 2073 nucleotides long. Its product is annotated as chaperonin-containing T-complex subunit CCT6. Gene Ontology annotation, biological process: protein folding. The transcript is spliced from 7 exons. Gene Ontology annotation, cellular component: chaperonin-containing T-complex. Lineage: Eukaryota; Fungi; Ascomycota; Eurotiomycetes; Eurotiales; Aspergillaceae. Gene Ontology annotation, molecular function: ATP-dependent protein folding chaperone; ATP hydrolysis activity; ATP binding. The record is from RefSeq and is a predicted model, not a curated record. Bases 128 to 1750 code for a protein of 540 amino acids.
CACCGCUAAAGGUUUCUGGCAGUGCGCGGGCAUCCUCUAUGGGGCUAUAGGUAGCAACAGCAAGCUUGUUUGAUUUCUGUUCCUCCCCUUAGGAUCUUGCUGCUUGUCGGUCAUUCUUCUUGCAGAAAUGUCUGCGACGCAACUACUCAACCCCAAGGCCGAGUCGAGGCGGAGAGCGGAGGCGUUGAAGGUCAACAUCAGCGCUGGUGAGGGUCUCCAGGAUGUCUUGAAGUCUAACCUUGGUCCUUCCGGAACGUUGAAGAUGUUGGUGGACGGUGCUGGCGGAAUCAAAUUGACCAAGGAUGGAAACGUUCUGCUCCGUGAGAUGCAAAUUCAAAACCCCACAGCCGUUAUGAUUGCUCGUGCUGCGACGGCUCAGGAUGAUAUUACUGGUGAUGGAACGACGUCCGUCGUUCUGUCGGUCGGAGAACUCUUGAAGCAGGCGGACCGCUACAUCUCCGAGGGUCUGCACCCCAGAGUUAUCACGGAUGGUUAUGAGAUCGCGAAGAACGAGACUCUCAAGUUCCUUGAUCAAUUCAAGAUUGAGCGAACCAUUGACCGCGAACUUCUCUUGUCCGUCGCCCGGACGUCCCUGAGCACGAAGCUGAAUAGCGCCCUUGCUGAAAAGCUCACCCCCGAUAUCGUCGAUGCCGUUCUCGCUAUUCACAGAGCCCCGGAAAAGCCCGAUUUGCACAUGGUUGAGAUUAUGACUAUGCAACACCGCACCUCUUCCGACACCAAGCUGAUUCGUGGUCUUGCUCUUGAUCACGGCGCUAGACAUCCCGAUAUGCCCAAGCGCGUGGAGAAUGCUUUCAUUCUGACACUGAACGUCAGCUUGGAGUACGAGAAGUCGGAAAUCAACUCGGGUUUCUACUAUUCAUCUGCCGAGCAGAGAGACAAGUUGGUGGAGAGUGAGCGCAAGUUCGUGGAUGCCAAGCUACAGAAGAUUGUGGAGCUUAAGAAGCUUGUUUGCGGCAACGACCCUAAGAAGAGCUUCGUUGUUAUCAAUCAGAAGGGUAUUGAUCCCCUGAGUUUGGAUGUCCUUGUUAAGAACGGAAUCUUGGCUCUCCGGAGAGCUAAGCGGAGGAACAUGGAGCGUCUUCAACUCAUUUGUGGCGGUGUUGCACAGAACAGUGUGGAGGAUUUGACUCCCGAUGUUCUUGGAUGGGCUGGUCUCGUUUACGAGCACCAGCUCGGAGAGGAGAAGUAUACUUUCGUUGAGGAAGUCAAGGAUCCGAAGUCCGUGACUAUCCUUAUCAAGGGUCCCAACCAGCACACCAUUGCACAGGUGAAGGAUGCUGUUCGUGAUGGUCUGCGGUCUGUCUACAACACCAUCGUUGAUGGUUGUGUCGUUCCCGGUGCUGGUGCGUUCCAGGUGGCGUGCGCCGGUCAUCUGUCAUCCGACGCCUUCAAGAAGACCGUCAAGGGUAAGGCCAAAUGGGGUGUUCAAGCUUUUGCUGACGCACUUUUGGUCAUUCCGAAGACCCUUGCAGCCAAUUCUGGUCACGAUAUCCAGGACUCUUUGGCGAUGCUGCAAGACGAACUCGCCAACGGCAACAACGCUGGUCUGGACUUGACCACCGGUGAGCCGAUGGACCCUGUGCAGGAAGGUGUUUUCGACUCCUUCCGUGUGUUGCGCAACUGCAUUGCAUCCAGCACGGGUAUUGCCUCGAACCUCCUACUCUGUGACGAGCUACUGAAGGCCCGCCAAAUGAGCAGACAAUCAGGACCUGGCGGCAUGGACGAGUAAUGUGGUAUCUAGCAACAAGACAGAAUAUGUAAAGCACUCCCUUGAAUUUCUCCAUCGGUUUGCAGGUUAGAAAAGUACUCUACGAUAGUAUACUCAAAAAGGCCAUACUAAUGAACCCUGGCACAUCCUAAUUGAAUAUCAUUCACAGAGCUUCAACUACGCCAAAGAACACCACCAGGUUGCUGCCUUGAGCUAUCAUAUUCUGGGUAUUAGAGAGGGCCAGGCAACAGGAAUAGAGAGGCUCGUGGGCCACGAAAUUUUCAAAAACUAUCACUGUACCUAACCUCGAUGUCAAACUUGCAUAUCAGCUUGUCAAAUUGCAG